AUGCCCGAGGCGGCGGCACCCCCGCCGCUGCCGCUCCUGGCGGCGGCGAGCUCCCCGGCGGCCGCCGCGCUGCCGCGGGCGAGGCGGCGGCAGCAGCAGCAGCGGAGGGGGUGGCGGCGCCCGCGGAGGUUGCUGGUCUGGGGCGCCCUCGUGGCCUUCUUCUUCAUCAUGAACUGGUGGAUGUUCUCCCGACUUCAGGACCCCUCGGCGCGCCCGCACUUCCGUCUGAGGCGCCACCCGCCCCGCGCGCCUGCCACUGCCAAUUCGUCGCUCUUCACUCUGGAAGAGGUGGCUGGUGCUGCUAAGGGGAAGAGGGCACAUAGGGUUAUGCUCACCCGGUUGCUUGCUUUGGCAGGCCAUGCUUUGGCAGAGGCAGAGACCAGGCCUGAACCUAAGGAUUUGUGGGAAGAGCCGAUAAAUGCUACUAUGUGGAGACCGUGUUCUGACCAAAGGGAUUGGAAAGCCUCAGAGGGAACCAAUGGCUACAUCAUGAUCAGUGCGAAUGGUGGCAUAAACCAGCAAAGGGUUGCGAUUUGUAAUGCAGUUACAAUCUCACGGUUGCUCAAUGCAACUCUUGUUCUCCCAAAAUUCUUGUACAGUAAUGUGUGGCUGGACAAAAGUCAGUUUGGCGAUAUAUAUCAGGAGGAUUAUUUUAUCAAAUAUCUGAAAUCUGAUAUUCAGAUUGUAAAGGAUCUUCCAGCAGAGCUGCAGUCAUUAGACUUGGAGGCGAUCGGUAGCCUUGUUAAUGAUACAGAUGUCAUGAAAGAGGCAAAGCCCAGUUUAUACAUGAAAAAAGUACUGCCAAUUUUACUGAGAAACAGAGUUGUUCAUUUUAUAGGAUUUGGCAAUCGCUUAUCUUUUGACCCUAUACCUUCUGACCUUCAGAGAUUGCGAUGCAGAUGUAAUUUUCACGCUCUUCGCUUUGUACACAAAAUUCAAGAAACUGGUGCAGUUCUUGUAGAGAGGUUGCAUGGCCAUAGGGCCUCUUCGUCGCCUUUGAAGGAUAAUCUUUUAGGCCAGUUUGCCAUCAAGUCUGACCCCAGUGCGAACAAGAGUGAUGCAUCCAAAUAUCUGGCUGUUCAUCUCCGGUUUGAGAUUGAUAUGGUUGCAUACUCAUUGUGUUACUUUGGUGGUGGCAAAGAUGAGGAAGAUGAACUAGAAGCUUAUCGCCAAAUUCACUUUCCUGUUCUGUCAGAACUCAGGAAGACGACAAAGUUGCCCUCUGCUGCUUUCUUACGGUCUGAAGGCAAAUGCCCCCUUGCACCUGAAGAGGCUGUGCUUAUGCUUGCCGCUAUUGGUUUCAAGCGCAGCACAAAUAUAUACAUUGCAGGCGCUGAAAUUUAUGGAGGGAAGGAUAGGAUGGCUGCCAUAAGUCGUCUUUAUCCUGCUUUAGUAACUAAAGAAACCCUUCUGUCUCCAUCAGAGCUUGAACCAUUUAGGAACUUCUCAUCUCAGUUGGCAGCCCUGGACUUCAUUGCAUGUGCAGCUGCCGAUGCAUUUGCUAUGACUGACCCAGGAAGUCAAUUCUCUUCUCUCGUUCAAGGUUACCGCAUGUACUAUGGUGGUGGGGACCUUCCCACAGUAAGGCCAAACAAGCGCCGGCUAGCCAGCAUACUUGUGAAGAAUGCCACGAUUGAGUGGAAUGAAUUUGAAAGUAGAAAGAAAGACUAUACCAAUGAGAUCGCCAAAGCUGACUCUGGUGACCGAACUGAGCAACAACAUUCUUAUUGUUGCUAUUGCUAUCGUGCCUCAAUUCUACUCGGGUUACCAUUCAACAAAUCAUGCUGCCAGAGUUCUGCCAACCGUGUAUUGCCAUCUCCAUUGUUGCUAUUGUGCGAUGGAGCCAGAUGGCAGCUUCCGAAUGAACAACCUAACUACUUGGCGUCAACAGCCAAUGAAAGGUGGCGAUAUAGGACCCCACCUCCCAUGGACCCUGAGAAGUUGAAAGCCGUAAUUGCUGGAUACUCACAGAGUAUAUUUUCUUGCCUAAAAAAAUUGAGUUCAAGCGUUCUUGAAGAUCUUCUGUUCUUAUUUUGGAUUGUUACAGUUGGGACGGCAUUCAUUGCUGCAACCUUUUUGGUGUUUGGAGGAGCAACAGCUGUGAUGUUGUACACAGCAGAUAAGCUACAGUUGCAUUCAGUAGAUGACGUGAAAACCAAAGGAAAAGAUGCACUGCAGCCACGAGCUGAUAUGAUUAAAGAACAAAUAGCUCCAUUGAGAAGCUGGGCUGAAGAAAUGUCCCGAAAAUGGCAUUUCGAAGGCGAUAAAGAAGCAAAGGAGAAGUCUGUCAUCAUUAGAGAGCUUUCAAGAGCUCUGGGCUCCAGGACUACCCCUAGUUGA
Messenger RNA from Miscanthus lutarioriparius, 2340 nucleotides. The record is from the annotation of a GenBank genome assembly. Lineage: Eukaryota; Viridiplantae; Streptophyta; Magnoliopsida; Poales; Poaceae.